AUGGUCAACCUUACAUUGUACACCAUCAAGGCUGUUGUGAUGCUCGACAGCGAAGGAGGACGCGUCCUUGCAAAGUACUUCGGCCAGGACUACUCUUCGCCCAAGGACCAGAAGGCCUUCGAGAAGGGUCUCUACGACAAGACCAAGCGUGCCCCCCAUGGCGAGAUUCUCCUCUUUGACAACCAGGUUGUCCUCUACCGUUUCCACGAGGACGUCUUCUUCUACAUCGUCGGCAUGCCCGAGGAGAACGAGGCCAUGCUCCUCGUGAUCCUCAACGCCUUCUCCGACGCCGUCUCCAUGUUGCUCAGACAUCAAAUCUCAAAGCGCGUCAUCUUGGAGAACUUGGACUUGGUUGUUUUGGCAUUGGACGAAACGAUAGAUGAAGGAAUUGUGCUGGAAACGGACCCUUCGGCGAUUGUUGCUCGUGUCUCAAAACCAAGAGAGAACUUGUCAGAUGUGCCACUGUCUGAGCAGACCUUGAUCCAGGCCUACCAGACCGCCAAGGAGAAGUUUGGAACUGCACUCCUCAAGUAG
Linnemannia hyalina is the source of this 534-nucleotide messenger RNA. The record is from the annotation of a GenBank genome assembly. Lineage: Eukaryota; Fungi; Mortierellomycota; Mortierellomycetes; Mortierellales; Mortierellaceae.